GCUGUGUGGGAAAUGUAAUUCACACGUGGUUUUAUUUUUGGUUUGCAACACAAACAUGAGCCAGUCUUCACUUUCCUCAAACAAUUCUACUUUUACACUGAAACAUACAUAUGCAUCAAUUCAGAUGCUCAAAAUCUUUUAAUUUACCAAGUGUUUGAAUUCUUAUUAUUAACUUUUCUUUGGGCCCUCACUACUGAAACUAAAGCUUUUGACACACAUUUUACAAGAAAAUGUAGCCUGUGCCUUUUGUUUGGCCUACCUGUUAAAACCAAGAAAUAAGUCCACGAUUCUGUGUUAAAAUGGGUAUUCAAACAGUGUGCACGUUGGUUGAGGUGUUUCUUUUUCGGUGCAGUGUGAUUUCCUGGCGCUACGGAGAGAGGCAGUGCUGAGUUUAAAGGGACAGAAACACAAACAGAAUUUUAGACAGGAAAAAUAGAGAGUGGGAAGCAGGAGCGAGAGAGAGGAGCAGUUGGCUGGCUUCCAGAUUCAGCCCCGCUCCACUCUUUGAAUAUUUAUGAAAUUAAUGUAUCUUUUUGUUGUAUUUAUGAUGCACAUAUUUAUUAGAAUCGACUGAAUCCGCUCGGUUGGGUUUGACAAGGGGUUAAAACGAAAUUGUAACGGAGAAGGUUUUUUCCUGAGCGACAGAGAAGUGGCGCACGGAUUUUUCGCCCCAUUUGUUCUCCUUUUAUAUUGAAAGUAGGUUUUACAUUAGCUGUUUAUUUGAUACUUUCUGUUUACGAGACGAGGUCAGCGGAAGAUGGGUUGUUUGGGCAACAGCAAGACUGAAGAUCAACGCAUCGAUGAAAAGGCACAAAGAGAAGCGAAUAAAAAAAUAGAGAAACAAUUACAAAAGGAAAGACAAGCCUACAAAGCGACACAUCGACUGCUUUUAUUGGGGGCCGGAGAAUCUGGGAAAAGCACGAUUGUCAAGCAGAUGCGGAUCCUGCACGUCAAUGGCUUUAACGCAGAAGAAAAGAAGCAAAAGGUCCUGGACAUUCGGAAAAAUGUGAAGGAUGCCAUCGUGACAGUAGUUUCGGCAAUGAGCACGUUAAUACCACCAGUCCCAAUAGGCAACCCAGCAAACCAGUCCAGAAUUGACUACAUCAAAAGUAUAGCUCCUCUCUCGGAUUUUGACUACACCGAGGAGUUUUUCGAGCAUGCCCAGCAGCUGUGGGACGAUGAUGGCGUGAAGGCGUGCUUCGAGCGCUCCAACGAAUACCAGCUCAUCGACUGCGCUCAGUACUUCUUGGAUAAAAUUGAGUCUGUGAGGUCGAAUGACUAUACACCAACAGACCAGGAUCUGCUACGCUGCCGAGUGUUGACUUCAGGGAUUUUUGAAACAAGAUUUCAAGUCGACAAAGUGAACUUUCAUAUGUUUGAUGUUGGUGGCCAGAGAGAUGAGAGGAGAAAAUGGAUUCAGUGCUUCAAUGACGUGACGGCCAUCAUCUUCGUGGCAGCGAGCAGCAGUUAUAACAUGGUGAUAAGAGAGGAUAACAGCACCAACAGGCUGCGGGAAUCUCUGGAUCUCUUCAAGAGUAUCUGGAAUAACCGGUUUUUACGGACCAUUUCAGUCAUCCUGUUCUUGAACAAGCAGGACAUGCUGGCUGACAAGAUCUUAGCAGGGAAAUCUAAACUUGAAGACUACUUCCCCGAGUAUGCCCGCUAUACUCUGCCGGCCGAAGCUGUUCCGGACCCUGGGGAGGACCCAAAAGUGACCCGGGCCAAGUUUUUCAUCCGAGAUGAGUUCCUGAGGAUCAGCACGGCAAGCGGAGACGGCAAGCACUACUGCUACCCACACUUUACCUGUGCUGUGGACACCGAGAACAUCCGCCGUGUCUUUAACGACUGCCGAGACAUCAUCCAGAGGAUGCACCUGCGCCAGUACGAACUCUUGUGAUUGGUCGCAACACUCCAUCCAGUCAGCGCUUGGCCAAUCCCAGCGUGGUUUGUUUCCACUCCCAAAACACAUGGCCCUUUUACCACAGGGACCAGGAGAACUACUGAAGCAUCACAGUGCUGUCUUUUUGUUUAAUAUUGUUGCUUUGAUUUUGUAAAACAAACUUUUUUUUGUUCAUUUAUUUAUGGCCCAUUUUGACUUUUAUUUUGUAGGUAUAUGCAGGGGUGGGAAAUGACAUUUUGUGUGUGCCUCACUCUUAUUUCAAAUGCCUUUAUUCUGGUCAUUCCACUAAGCCUUUUUAGCCAUUUUGUUUUCUAGUUUUUGUUUUAAAAUGUGUUAUUUUUCUGUUGUGGUUGGAUAUGGACCAGCUGACGCUGUGUGUGUGUGUGUGUGUGUGUGUGUGCGCGCGUGCGUGUGUGUGCGCGCGUGCGUGUGUGUGCGCGCGUG
Molecule: messenger RNA, 2344 nt
Organism: Esox lucius (northern pike)
Lineage: Eukaryota; Metazoa; Chordata; Actinopteri; Esociformes; Esocidae
Gene: gnal
Product: guanine nucleotide binding protein (G protein), alpha activating activity polypeptide, olfactory type
Exons: 12
Coding region: 758-1897 (379 amino acids)
Biological process (GO): adenylate cyclase-modulating G protein-coupled receptor signaling pathway
Cellular component (GO): heterotrimeric G-protein complex
Molecular function (GO): G-protein beta/gamma-subunit complex binding; GTP binding; GTPase activity
Source: RefSeq, a predicted model, not a curated record